Pungitius pungitius (ninespine stickleback) is the source of this 20911-nucleotide messenger RNA. Its product is annotated as T-cell surface antigen CD2-like. The coding region runs from base 17661 to 18827 and encodes 388 amino acids. The transcript has 6 exons. The record is from RefSeq and is a predicted model, not a curated record. Lineage: Eukaryota; Metazoa; Chordata; Actinopteri; Perciformes; Gasterosteidae.
AACGUUGCCCUUGUAACAGUUUUCAUUCGCAUGUUCCUGUGGAAUGAAAAUAAACAAUGGAAAGACUUUUUUUGUUCGCCUUGUUUAUUAUUCACCGGGGUGAGUUAGCGAGGCUACAGCUAGCCCGUAGCUCAUGAUGCUAAGCGAGCACAGCAUGCAGUUACAAGUUUUUGUACGCGGACGACGGUGUGAGCUGAGACGGAGAUGGAGCUGAGCCUGCCGGAGAGGGGAGCCAUCCAGCUGCAGAUGCAGAGGACGGUGCAGCAGAUGUUUCGACCCAGCGGCGGCAGUAUGGAGGAGGCAAAGAGACACUUCCGCGGGGAGGGCGAGCCGGGGCCCGGCCGCACCCCAACGCACGUGGGAGCUGCAACACCACAACAACGGUGAGCACAUGAACUACCACAACAACAAGGACACAACAGAGGACUAACGGUUGCUGGAGGGCCCGGGGAUAAGGGCCACGGGGUGGUUCGUGUGUAGAUUCUGGACUUUGGGACUGUUCCGGUCGAUGGACCGUGCAUCGGUGCUGGCCCUCGGGCCGGCGCCACAACUCCUCAACCCCUAACCAGCCAGUGCCUCCCGGUUCCGGUUCUGGAGUCUUUUGGGUCUGCAUAUGGCCUCCCACUGCUCUAUCCUAAACAUAACCACUCCCUUUCUUCUGCAAAAGAGACUCUAUUACACUGCAUUAUGGUAAAUCCGACGUAUAGUCACGUUUCAUUUAACGGACGGAUCACACGUUACAGACCUGGUAUAUGUGUGUUUACAGGAUUCAUCCCCCAGUAGCAUAGUACAUCUUGGAUACGGGUAUUAAACCACGCCGACACUUUUGUUGAAACCCUGAUUGAAUAGGAUGCGCUCUAUAAAAGAAGCCCCAAAUAUCCUGAGACACGGUUCCCAUCUGUUGUACGGCCCAGGUUUUAAUCUCAUUAUGGCUCACUGCUACUAUUAAAGGGCGUCUUGAUGUUUUUAUGAAUAAAAAUGCAUAUUUUGAAGUGUAAUGUACUCUCUGUUUAUGUGCCUUGAUCAUGUGAUCGAUGAAAACGUCCCACCUACGUCAUCGUUAUGUGCCGUCGCAUUUGUAGUCAACCGCCAUUUUGCCUGUAGUCCUGUUGUAUGGGUAUUGUAGUCCUUAAAUAACAAGCCGGCGGCCAUUGCUCUCUUUUCCUCAGCGUGUCGGACGAGAAGGAGCUCGCGGCACUGCUCUCCGCAAAAAUGUACAUAUUUACUGUUUUUUGGCCUGAAGAAGGGUUCAGAACACCCGAAACGUUGCCCUUGUAACAGUUUUCAUUCGCAUGUUCCUGUGGAAUGAAAAUAAACAAUGGAAAGACUUUUUUUGUUCGCCUUGUUUAUUAUUCACCGGGGUGAGUUAGCGAGGCUACAGCUAGCCCGUAGCUCAUGAUGCUAAGCGAGCACAGCAUGCAGUUACAAGUUUUUGUACGCGGACGACGGUGUGAGCUGAGACGGAGAUGGAGCUGAGCCUGCCGGAGAGGGGAGCCAUCCAGCUGCAGAUGCAGAGGACGGUGCAGCAGAUGUUUCGACCCAGCGGCGGCAGUAUGGAGGAGGCAAAGAGACACUUCCGCGGGGAGGGCGAGCCGGGGCCCGGCCGCACCCCAACGCACGUGGGAGCUGCAACACCACAACAACGGUGAGCACAUGAACUACCACAACAACAAGGACACAACAGAGGACUAACGGUUGCUGGAGGGCCCGGGGAUAAGGGCCACGGGGUGGUUCGUGUGUAGAUUCUGGACUUUGGGACUGUUCCGGUCGAUGGACCGUGCAUCGGUGCUGGCCCUCGGGCCGGCGCCACAACUCCUCAACCCCUAACCAGCCAGUGCCUCCCGGUUCCGGUUCUGGAGUCUUUUGGGUCUGCAUAUGGCCUCCCACUGCUCUAUCCUAAACAUAACCACUCCCUUUCUUCUGCAAAAGAGACUCUAUUACACUGCAUUAUGGUAAAUCCGACGUAUAGUCACGUUUCAUUUAACGGACGGAUCACACGUUACAGACCUGGUAUAUGUGUGUUUACAGGAUUCAUCCCCCAGUAGCAUAGUACAUCUUGGAUACGGGUAUUAAACCACGCCGACACUUUUGUUGAAACCCUGAUUGAAUAGGAUGCGCUCUAUAAAAGAAGCCCCAAAUAUCCUGAGACACGGUUCCCAUCUGUUGUACGGCCCAGGUUUUAAUCUCAUUAUGGCUCACUGCUACUAUUAAAGGGCGUCUUGAUGUUUUUAUGAAUAAAAAUGCAUAUUUUGAAGUGUAAUGUACUCUCUGUUUAUGUGCCUUGAUCAUGUGAUCGAUGAAAACGUCCCACCUACGUCAUCGUUAUGUGCCGUCGCAUUUGUAGUCAACCGCCAUUUUGCCUGUAGUCCUGUUGUAUGGGUAUUGUAGUCCUUAAAUAACAAGCCGGCGGCCAUUGCUCUCUUUUCCUCAGCGUGUCGGACGAGAAGGAGCUCGCGGCACUGCUCUCCGCAAAAAUGUACAUAUUUACUGUUUUUUGGCCUGAAGAAGGGUUCAGAACACCCGAAACGUUGCCCUUGUAACAGUUUUCAUUCGCAUGUUCCUGUGGAAUGAAAAUAAACAAUGGAAAGACUUUUUUUGUUCGCCUUGUUUAUUAUUCACCGGGGUGAGUUAGCGAGGCUACAGCUAGCCCGUAGCUCAUGAUGCUAAGCGAGCACAGCAUGCAGUUACAAGUUUUUGUACGCGGACGACGGUGUGAGCUGAGACGGAGAUGGAGCUGAGCCUGCCGGAGAGGGGAGCCAUCCAGCUGCAGAUGCAGAGGACGGUGCAGCAGAUGUUUCGACCCAGCGGCGGCAGUAUGGAGGAGGCAAAGAGACACUUCCGCGGGGAGGGCGAGCCGGGGCCCGGCCGCACCCCAACGCACGUGGGAGCUGCAACACCACAACAACGGUGAGCACAUGAACUACCACAACAACAAGGACACAACAGAGGACUAACGGUUGCUGGAGGGCCCGGGGAUAAGGGCCACGGGGUGGUUCGUGUGUAGAUUCUGGACUUUGGGACUGUUCCGGUCGAUGGACCGUGCAUCGGUGCUGGCCCUCGGGCCGGCGCCACAACUCCUCAACCCCUAACCAGCCAGUGCCUCCCGGUUCCGGUUCUGGAGUCUUUUGGGUCUGCAUAUGGCCUCCCACUGCUCUAUCCUAAACAUAACCACUCCCUUUCUUCUGCAAAAGAGACUCUAUUACACUGCAUUAUGGUAAAUCCGACGUAUAGUCACGUUUCAUUUAACGGACGGAUCACACGUUACAGACCUGGUAUAUGUGUGUUUACAGGAUUCAUCCCCCAGUAGCAUAGUACAUCUUGGAUACGGGUAUUAAACCACGCCGACACUUUUGUUGAAACCCUGAUUGAAUAGGAUGCGCUCUAUAAAAGAAGCCCCAAAUAUCCUGAGACACGGUUCCCAUCUGUUGUACGGCCCAGGUUUUAAUCUCAUUAUGGCUCACUGCUACUAUUAAAGGGCGUCUUGAUGUUUUUAUGAAUAAAAAUGCAUAUUUUGAAGUGUAAUGUACUCUCUGUUUAUGUGCCUUGAUCAUGUGAUCGAUGAAAACGUCCCACCUACGUCAUCGUUAUGUGCCGUCGCAUUUGUAGUCAACCGCCAUUUUGCCUGUAGUCCUGUUGUAUGGGUAUUGUAGUCCUUAAAUAACAAGCCGGCGGCCAUUGCUCUCUUUUCCUCAGCGUGUCGGACGAGAAGGAGCUCGCGGCACUGCUCUCCGCAAAAAUGUACAUAUUUACUGUUUUUUGGCCUGAAGAAGGGUUCAGAACACCCGAAACGUUGCCCUUGUAACAGUUUUCAUUCGCAUGUUCCUGUGGAAUGAAAAUAAACAAUGGAAAGACUUUUUUUGUUCGCCUUGUUUAUUAUUCACCGGGGUGAGUUAGCGAGGCUACAGCUAGCCCGUAGCUCAUGAUGCUAAGCGAGCACAGCAUGCAGUUACAAGUUUUUGUACGCGGACGACGGUGUGAGCUGAGACGGAGAUGGAGCUGAGCCUGCCGGAGAGGGGAGCCAUCCAGCUGCAGAUGCAGAGGACGGUGCAGCAGAUGUUUCGACCCAGCGGCGGCAGUAUGGAGGAGGCAAAGAGACACUUCCGCGGGGAGGGCGAGCCGGGGCCCGGCCGCACCCCAACGCACGUGGGAGCUGCAACACCACAACAACGGUGAGCACAUGAACUACCACAACAACAAGGACACAACAGAGGACUAACGGUUGCUGGAGGGCCCGGGGAUAAGGGCCACGGGGUGGUUCGUGUGUAGAUUCUGGACUUUGGGACUGUUCCGGUCGAUGGACCGUGCAUCGGUGCUGGCCCUCGGGCCGGCGCCACAACUCCUCAACCCCUAACCAGCCAGUGCCUCCCGGUUCCGGUUCUGGAGUCUUUUGGGUCUGCAUAUGGCCUCCCACUGCUCUAUCCUAAACAUAACCACUCCCUUUCUUCUGCAAAAGAGACUCUAUUACACUGCAUUAUGGUAAAUCCGACGUAUAGUCACGUUUCAUUUAACGGACGGAUCACACGUUACAGACCUGGUAUAUGUGUGUUUACAGGAUUCAUCCCCCAGUAGCAUAGUACAUCUUGGAUACGGGUAUUAAACCACGCCGACACUUUUGUUGAAACCCUGAUUGAAUAGGAUGCGCUCUAUAAAAGAAGCCCCAAAUAUCCUGAGACACGGUUCCCAUCUGUUGUACGGCCCAGGUUUUAAUCUCAUUAUGGCUCACUGCUACUAUUAAAGGGCGUCUUGAUGUUUUUAUGAAUAAAAAUGCAUAUUUUGAAGUGUAAUGUACUCUCUGUUUAUGUGCCUUGAUCAUGUGAUCGAUGAAAACGUCCCACCUACGUCAUCGUUAUGUGCCGUCGCAUUUGUAGUCAACCGCCAUUUUGCCUGUAGUCCUGUUGUAUGGGUAUUGUAGUCCUUAAAUAACAAGCCGGCGGCCAUUGCUCUCUUUUCCUCAGCGUGUCGGACGAGAAGGAGCUCGCGGCACUGCUCUCCGCAAAAAUGUACAUAUUUACUGUUUUUUGGCCUGAAGAAGGGUUCAGAACACCCGAAACGUUGCCCUUGUAACAGUUUUCAUUCGCAUGUUCCUGUGGAAUGAAAAUAAACAAUGGAAAGACUUUUUUUGUUCGCCUUGUUUAUUAUUCACCGGGGUGAGUUAGCGAGGCUACAGCUAGCCCGUAGCUCAUGAUGCUAAGCGAGCACAGCAUGCAGUUACAAGUUUUUGUACGCGGACGACGGUGUGAGCUGAGACGGAGAUGGAGCUGAGCCUGCCGGAGAGGGGAGCCAUCCAGCUGCAGAUGCAGAGGACGGUGCAGCAGAUGUUUCGACCCAGCGGCGGCAGUAUGGAGGAGGCAAAGAGACACUUCCGCGGGGAGGGCGAGCCGGGGCCCGGCCGCACCCCAACGCACGUGGGAGCUGCAACACCACAACAACGGUGAGCACAUGAACUACCACAACAACAAGGACACAACAGAGGACUAACGGUUGCUGGAGGGCCCGGGGAUAAGGGCCACGGGGUGGUUCGUGUGUAGAUUCUGGACUUUGGGACUGUUCCGGUCGAUGGACCGUGCAUCGGUGCUGGCCCUCGGGCCGGCGCCACAACUCCUCAACCCCUAACCAGCCAGUGCCUCCCGGUUCCGGUUCUGGAGUCUUUUGGGUCUGCAUAUGGCCUCCCACUGCUCUAUCCUAAACAUAACCACUCCCUUUCUUCUGCAAAAGAGACUCUAUUACACUGCAUUAUGGUAAAUCCGACGUAUAGUCACGUUUCAUUUAACGGACGGAUCACACGUUACAGACCUGGUAUAUGUGUGUUUACAGGAUUCAUCCCCCAGUAGCAUAGUACAUCUUGGAUACGGGUAUUAAACCACGCCGACACUUUUGUUGAAACCCUGAUUGAAUAGGAUGCGCUCUAUAAAAGAAGCCCCAAAUAUCCUGAGACACGGUUCCCAUCUGUUGUACGGCCCAGGUUUUAAUCUCAUUAUGGCUCACUGCUACUAUUAAAGGGCGUCUUGAUGUUUUUAUGAAUAAAAAUGCAUAUUUUGAAGUGUAAUGUACUCUCUGUUUAUGUGCCUUGAUCAUGUGAUCGAUGAAAACGUCCCACCUACGUCAUCGUUAUGUGCCGUCGCAUUUGUAGUCAACCGCCAUUUUGCCUGUAGUCCUGUUGUAUGGGUAUUGUAGUCCUUAAAUAACAAGCCGGCGGCCAUUGCUCUCUUUUCCUCAGCGUGUCGGACGAGAAGGAGCUCGCGGCACUGCUCUCCGCAAAAAUGUACAUAUUUACUGUUUUUUGGCCUGAAGAAGGGUUCAGAACACCCGAAACGUUGCCCUUGUAACAGUUUUCAUUCGCAUGUUCCUGUGGAAUGAAAAUAAACAAUGGAAAGACUUUUUUUGUUCGCCUUGUUUAUUAUUCACCGGGGUGAGUUAGCGAGGCUACAGCUAGCCCGUAGCUCAUGAUGCUAAGCGAGCACAGCAUGCAGUUACAAGUUUUUGUACGCGGACGACGGUGUGAGCUGAGACGGAGAUGGAGCUGAGCCUGCCGGAGAGGGGAGCCAUCCAGCUGCAGAUGCAGAGGACGGUGCAGCAGAUGUUUCGACCCAGCGGCGGCAGUAUGGAGGAGGCAAAGAGACACUUCCGCGGGGAGGGCGAGCCGGGGCCCGGCCGCACCCCAACGCACGUGGGAGCUGCAACACCACAACAACGGUGAGCACAUGAACUACCACAACAACAAGGACACAACAGAGGACUAACGGUUGCUGGAGGGCCCGGGGAUAAGGGCCACGGGGUGGUUCGUGUGUAGAUUCUGGACUUUGGGACUGUUCCGGUCGAUGGACCGUGCAUCGGUGCUGGCCCUCGGGCCGGCGCCACAACUCCUCAACCCCUAACCAGCCAGUGCCUCCCGGUUCCGGUUCUGGAGUCUUUUGGGUCUGCAUAUGGCCUCCCACUGCUCUAUCCUAAACAUAACCACUCCCUUUCUUCUGCAAAAGAGACUCUAUUACACUGCAUUAUGGUAAAUCCGACGUAUAGUCACGUUUCAUUUAACGGACGGAUCACACGUUACAGACCUGGUAUAUGUGUGUUUACAGGAUUCAUCCCCCAGUAGCAUAGUACAUCUUGGAUACGGGUAUUAAACCACGCCGACACUUUUGUUGAAACCCUGAUUGAAUAGGAUGCGCUCUAUAAAAGAAGCCCCAAAUAUCCUGAGACACGGUUCCCAUCUGUUGUACGGCCCAGGUUUUAAUCUCAUUAUGGCUCACUGCUACUAUUAAAGGGCGUCUUGAUGUUUUUAUGAAUAAAAAUGCAUAUUUUGAAGUGUAAUGUACUCUCUGUUUAUGUGCCUUGAUCAUGUGAUCGAUGAAAACGUCCCACCUACGUCAUCGUUAUGUGCCGUCGCAUUUGUAGUCAACCGCCAUUUUGCCUGUAGUCCUGUUGUAUGGGUAUUGUAGUCCUUAAAUAACAAGCCGGCGGCCAUUGCUCUCUUUUCCUCAGCGUGUCGGACGAGAAGGAGCUCGCGGCACUGCUCUCCGCAAAAAUGUACAUAUUUACUGUUUUUUGGCCUGAAGAAGGGUUCAGAACACCCGAAACGUUGCCCUUGUAACAGUUUUCAUUCGCAUGUUCCUGUGGAAUGAAAAUAAACAAUGGAAAGACUUUUUUUGUUCGCCUUGUUUAUUAUUCACCGGGGUGAGUUAGCGAGGCUACAGCUAGCCCGUAGCUCAUGAUGCUAAGCGAGCACAGCAUGCAGUUACAAGUUUUUGUACGCGGACGACGGUGUGAGCUGAGACGGAGAUGGAGCUGAGCCUGCCGGAGAGGGGAGCCAUCCAGCUGCAGAUGCAGAGGACGGUGCAGCAGAUGUUUCGACCCAGCGGCGGCAGUAUGGAGGAGGCAAAGAGACACUUCCGCGGGGAGGGCGAGCCGGGGCCCGGCCGCACCCCAACGCACGUGGGAGCUGCAACACCACAACAACGGUGAGCACAUGAACUACCACAACAACAAGGACACAACAGAGGACUAACGGUUGCUGGAGGGCCCGGGGAUAAGGGCCACGGGGUGGUUCGUGUGUAGAUUCUGGACUUUGGGACUGUUCCGGUCGAUGGACCGUGCAUCGGUGCUGGCCCUCGGGCCGGCGCCACAACUCCUCAACCCCUAACCAGCCAGUGCCUCCCGGUUCCGGUUCUGGAGUCUUUUGGGUCUGCAUAUGGCCUCCCACUGCUCUAUCCUAAACAUAACCACUCCCUUUCUUCUGCAAAAGAGACUCUAUUACACUGCAUUAUGGUAAAUCCGACGUAUAGUCACGUUUCAUUUAACGGACGGAUCACACGUUACAGACCUGGUAUAUGUGUGUUUACAGGAUUCAUCCCCCAGUAGCAUAGUACAUCUUGGAUACGGGUAUUAAACCACGCCGACACUUUUGUUGAAACCCUGAUUGAAUAGGAUGCGCUCUAUAAAAGAAGCCCCAAAUAUCCUGAGACACGGUUCCCAUCUGUUGUACGGCCCAGGUUUUAAUCUCAUUAUGGCUCACUGCUACUAUUAAAGGGCGUCUUGAUGUUUUUAUGAAUAAAAAUGCAUAUUUUGAAGUGUAAUGUACUCUCUGUUUAUGUGCCUUGAUCAUGUGAUCGAUGAAAACGUCCCACCUACGUCAUCGUUAUGUGCCGUCGCAUUUGUAGUCAACCGCCAUUUUGCCUGUAGUCCUGUUGUAUGGGUAUUGUAGUCCUUAAAUAACAAGCCGGCGGCCAUUGCUCUCUUUUCCUCAGCGUGUCGGACGAGAAGGAGCUCGCGGCACUGCUCUCCGCAAAAAUGUACAUAUUUACUGUUUUUUGGCCUGAAGAAGGGUUCAGAACACCCGAAACGUUGCCCUUGUAACAGUUUUCAUUCGCAUGUUCCUGUGGAAUGAAAAUAAACAAUGGAAAGACUUUUUUUGUUCGCCUUGUUUAUUAUUCACCGGGGUGAGUUAGCGAGGCUACAGCUAGCCCGUAGCUCAUGAUGCUAAGCGAGCACAGCAUGCAGUUACAAGUUUUUGUACGCGGACGACGGUGUGAGCUGAGACGGAGAUGGAGCUGAGCCUGCCGGAGAGGGGAGCCAUCCAGCUGCAGAUGCAGAGGACGGUGCAGCAGAUGUUUCGACCCAGCGGCGGCAGUAUGGAGGAGGCAAAGAGACACUUCCGCGGGGAGGGCGAGCCGGGGCCCGGCCGCACCCCAACGCACGUGGGAGCUGCAACACCACAACAACGGUGAGCACAUGAACUACCACAACAACAAGGACACAACAGAGGACUAACGGUUGCUGGAGGGCCCGGGGAUAAGGGCCACGGGGUGGUUCGUGUGUAGAUUCUGGACUUUGGGACUGUUCCGGUCGAUGGACCGUGCAUCGGUGCUGGCCCUCGGGCCGGCGCCACAACUCCUCAACCCCUAACCAGCCAGUGCCUCCCGGUUCCGGUUCUGGAGUCUUUUGGGUCUGCAUAUGGCCUCCCACUGCUCUAUCCUAAACAUAACCACUCCCUUUCUUCUGCAAAAGAGACUCUAUUACACUGCAUUAUGGUAAAUCCGACGUAUAGUCACGUUUCAUUUAACGGACGGAUCACACGUUACAGACCUGGUAUAUGUGUGUUUACAGGAUUCAUCCCCCAGUAGCAUAGUACAUCUUGGAUACGGGUAUUAAACCACGCCGACACUUUUGUUGAAACCCUGAUUGAAUAGGAUGCGCUCUAUAAAAGAAGCCCCAAAUAUCCUGAGACACGGUUCCCAUCUGUUGUACGGCCCAGGUUUUAAUCUCAUUAUGGCUCACUGCUACUAUUAAAGGGCGUCUUGAUGUUUUUAUGAAUAAAAAUGCAUAUUUUGAAGUGUAAUGUACUCUCUGUUUAUGUGCCUUGAUCAUGUGAUCGAUGAAAACGUCCCACCUACGUCAUCGUUAUGUGCCGUCGCAUUUGUAGUCAACCGCCAUUUUGCCUGUAGUCCUGUUGUAUGGGUAUUGUAGUCCUUAAAUAACAAGCCGGCGGCCAUUGCUCUCUUUUCCUCAGCGUGUCGGACGAGAAGGAGCUCGCGGCACUGCUCUCCGCAAAAAUGUACAUAUUUACUGUUUUUUGGCCUGAAGAAGGGUUCAGAACACCCGAAACGUUGCCCUUGUAACAGUUUUCAUUCGCAUGUUCCUGUGGAAUGAAAAUAAACAAUGGAAAGACUUUUUUUGUUCGCCUUGUUUAUUAUUCACCGGGGUGAGUUAGCGAGGCUACAGCUAGCCCGUAGCUCAUGAUGCUAAGCGAGCACAGCAUGCAGUUACAAGUUUUUGUACGCGGACGACGGUGUGAGCUGAGACGGAGAUGGAGCUGAGCCUGCCGGAGAGGGGAGCCAUCCAGCUGCAGAUGCAGAGGACGGUGCAGCAGAUGUUUCGACCCAGCGGCGGCAGUAUGGAGGAGGCAAAGAGACACUUCCGCGGGGAGGGCGAGCCGGGGCCCGGCCGCACCCCAACGCACGUGGGAGCUGCAACACCACAACAACGGUGAGCACAUGAACUACCACAACAACAAGGACACAACAGAGGACUAACGGUUGCUGGAGGGCCCGGGGAUAAGGGCCACGGGGUGGUUCGUGUGUAGAUUCUGGACUUUGGGACUGUUCCGGUCGAUGGACCGUGCAUCGGUGCUGGCCCUCGGGCCGGCGCCACAACUCCUCAACCCCUAACCCUAACCCCUCCCACAAGACACUUAGAAACAACCCCUCCCACAAGACACUUAGAAACAACCCCUCCCACAAGACACUUAGAAACAACCCCUCCCACAAGACACUUAGAAACAACCCCUCCCACAAGACACUUAGAAACAACCCCUCCCACAAGACACUUAGAAACAACCCCUCCCACAAGACACUUAGAAACAACCCCUCCCACAAGACACUUAGAAACAACCCCUCCCACAAGACACUUAGAAACAACCCCUCCCACAAGACACUUAGAAACAACCCCUCCCACAAGACACUUAGAAACAACCCCUCCCACAAGACACUUAGAAACAACCCCUCCCACAAGACACUUAGAAACAACCCCUCCCACAAGACACUUAGAAACAACCCCUCCCACAAGACACUUAGAAACAACCCCUCCCACAAGACACUUAGAAACAACCCCUCCCACAAGACACUUAGAAACAACCCCUCCCACAAGACACUUAGAAACAACCCCUCCCACAAGACACUUAGAAACAACCCACAUGCCCAAGUCAUCCUGCAAGUAAUCAUAAGACAAGAUUACUCAACACAGACAGAAAAAAAAUCAACAAGUUUGCAACUUCUUACAGUCAAACGCUUUUAUUCUUGGACAUUAAGUUAAUACAUGUACUAUACUAAAAGAAACAGGUCUUACCGUGAGCUAAUUCCCAUCGGUUGCAGUGCAAUGGCAAUUUUCUCACAAGGCUACUCCUGCCCAAGGCAUCCUGCAAGUAAUAAGACAUUACAAAAAACAUUCAGAAAGAUUUGUGAAACAUUGACAAGAUAUCAUCACCUUGCACCCUGGCUUGUAUUCACACAGGAAAAACUUCCACAAAUAAAUUCUUCAAUGGGGGGGGAAGACCUUAAUGAGACCAUCUGGAAAGAUCCCUCUCCCAGGAUAGAAAUCCUGCAAUGAAUGUCAUGUGUAUAGAAUGAACAUUGUAAAGGAUGUACAAAACACAUCAAAUCCUGUAACAGAAUUGAUACAAAUAAUUGCAAGUAGCAGGCCAAGUCUACAGCAGGACCACUCCAGUGGCAACCACCAUCCACAGAAGCUUCUGUGGAGAGGAAGAGCAAAGACUUUAGGAAAGGCUAAUGUUGGCAUAUGAUGACAGUAAUAUGAAUUUUAUUGAAAAUACUGGUGGCAGCAACUGGUGUCAGGAAGAGACAGAAUUAUGAACUAUAGAGACCUGCUAGGCGAGAAAACAAAACUCCUGGAAAGAAGCUGAACUAGUGAUGUGCAUUAAAACAUUGGUUUAUUGUGGAAGGUGGAAGAUGGGCUUGGUGUGUCCUAAGAAGUCCCCAGGCAGUCUGCCUACAACAGCUUAACCAAGGGCUGGUCCUGGCUAACUUGAGUCAGGCCUAACUAAGUGAUAAAGAGUAAAGUUUUAAUAGCACCAAGUGAAACAUUAUAUCGCAUAUUAAGGUUACUAAAUUGCUAAACGGGAAUAUUUCCUGAUGAGGUUGCUCCUUUCAAAAUCAUGCGUUACACUACCAUAGACAAAAAUAAAAACCAUUUAUACCGAAUUCAAGCGUUACGCUGGAAGAUUGAGAAAUAUCAUUGAACCUGCUAUUAAGCAUGCAGUUUGCUGAAAGGCAAUUUAUAUUUAAUGUUAUUUUAGAGGAUUCCAUGUGUGACAGUCUAGCUGUUAACAUUCAAGCUAGACUUUAAAAACAAGUUAACCGCAAACAGUUAAAGACAGGCAAAUUGCAGAGUAAGUUUGCUAAAUAGACUAACAUUUUAUCGUGUAAGGGUAGCUGAAACUUACCUUCUGGACUGAGCAGCGCUUUCUUCACACUUCUAGCAUCCACCUCAACGGAAAUCACGUCUGCGGCGGUAAAAUACGCAUACGUGCAGCGGAGUAUCUUCGGGAAGUUCCUCCUUCCUCAUCGUUGCCAGCAAAAGUUUCUUGAAAUGACUGGCUUCAUAAAUUUGCGCAGCAGAAAGUUCUUUACUAAUUUUCGUUCAGUAUGGGCAACAAAUUUAGCAGAAAUGACUUUAGUGUACCAAUUUUUUACCAUUUAGGAUUUCAUGUUACAGUGCAAAGAGCCCAAAUAGUUCUUUGGGCCAUACAAUAGAAGCAGAAAGUUGUGCCACAACUUGAAUGACAAAAAAACUGGGGGAAAAAAGUCUUACCUUUUGCUCAAAUGGCCUCCACAGGAGGCUGAAGCUGCUGGACCACUUCUUGGAGGCCCUGAAGCACGAGCAGUUUAGGUUGAUGUAGGACAAUCCAGAGAACACAUUACUUUGCCUGCAAGCAUAACAAAAGCAGUACUGGGGAGUCAGUUAGAGGCACAUGUUAUUAGAGCCAUCAAACAGCCUGCCCAACAAGUAUUACAAAACAGUACUGAGGAAAAGAUACUAACCUCACCAAAACCAAGUCAGCUGGAGGGCAGAGGUCAUUUCUACACUUCUCACAGGAGGCAGAAUUAGCUUGACUUCGGGGAGCCCGUUAUGUUCUCUUGACCACCCCGUUUUGAGUCACAACAUAAAUAAGGAACGCAGCAAGAAAGUCUUGGCAACACUGAGAGCUCCUUACACAGAUCAACAUUAAUCAGCAAUACACACAUUCUUAAAACAUUGAACAGCAGAUAAAGGGAGCCCAAAAAGUUAAAGACAGACAAGGACAUACUGGAAGCAGACAGUUAAGGUUGAAAGACAUUUUAACAGCCAUACACUGCCUGCACGACAAGCUUUACAUAAAUACCUGGAUGAAGAGCCCAAGCCUCGCCCAUCUGCUACCCAAGAUCCAUAAGCUUCCUUUAACCUGGACGGUUCCGUCAUUUGAGGUCGACCACCCAUAAUCAGCAAUCGCAGGUGGUUCCUACAAGAUUCCAGAAUACAUUGACUUUAUUAAUCUACAGUCAAAAUUACAAUCCAGGUACACAGUAUAAUUGUAAAAAAGGGAUACAUUUUAACACCAAGGCCCUAACAUAGAGGGUGGGGGUUACAUUGAAGUGUUCAAAUUUCAGAGUUAAUAUUUCAACAACAUUACAUUGUACAAUUUUGAAUAUCCAUUAAAAUGAAUCUUUAGAACACUCCCAUUUGUCAUUGUGCAACAAAAAUUACUUUCAGUCAAGAUGACAGUUCUUUCAAGCAGUUUUAAUUACUGUCCACAGACAUGUGUAUUUACAGGGUACGCACAUACAAUUCAAGCAUCUUACACUACAGAACAUACAGCACCAUCAUUUUGGACUAUCAAGCCAUUCAAAACAUUAAAAGCUUUCCGUUGGCGAUACAAGCUGGGUCCCUGUGGUAGUGUUGUUAAUAACGCAAGGCUCUGACGUUUUUGUACUCCACCACUAGGUUUCUUGCCCAAAGCAUAUGGAACAGACUGAAAUGAGUAAAAAGAAGAAAAAAAAACACUAUUAAACAAAUGAAUGGUUACUUCCCCCCCUCACCUCACAGGGUGACUCCACAAAAGGAAGGUCAAACAUUUUACACCUGGUUGGCAUCUUAAUAUUCCCCAAAUCCUGAAGUCCAGUAAUAGAAUUGAAAUUUAAAAAAAGGCAAUAGCAAAAAUCUUGGUCCGUGUAUCGCAGUCAGGGGUUCUCCUUCAUUUUUUUAAAAUCCACUUUGCAUUGCCGUUUCUUUUUUUGGGGCCGUCUAUUUCACCUAAAUGAGAGAAUGAGGGAGAAAUGGUUGUAGGGCCGUUUAAUUUAAUUUAACUGAAAUGAAGUAAAUACUUUUAGCUAAUGCAUUGUGUGUAUAUUGAAUGAGAAGUUGAUUAACUGUAGGAAAGACAUUUGUAACCACUGGUAGCACAGGGUGGAUUUCCUCAUAAAAUUCAUUAUUAAACAAACACGGAGCGACAGGUGACCAAAGUCUCAGAAUAACCGAAUGGGCAUCAACAAACAAAUUGAAUUCUACUGGUGACUAGGCCACAGGGCCCUCGCUGGCUUGGAUGCGCCACACAAAUACAGAUCAAACUAAGGAAUAUACUGAAGAAUUAUGUAAAAAAUAUACCAUCAAACAACUGAGAAUGCUAAGUGUAGGUGAGAGGCCCAAUCACCACACUCACCACCACCUGGGUAGCCACGCUGUUGAGCCUCAAGCACUCCUAUAAAGAGGCAAUUUUAACAAUAAGUAUCUUCUGGAAUUUACAGGCAAAUCAUUUGCCCAAGAACUGAGAAUAAAACCACCUACCUGCUCUUGGAGUUCUCAAGCCAGAGUGCAACAGCGAAAGGGUCAAGCAUGCUGACACAGCUUCAUUAUGUGAAGCUUUUAUACCCUCUCUAAUUGGUGAACCAGGAAGUAGGAGGUACCAAGGCUGGCCUGAAUCUAUAGUAGCUCAGGAGGGACAUUUCCUCACUGGCUACACAAAAAUAGGAUUUAUAAUGCCAAUCAUUUAUUUAUAAUCUCACAGGCUGAAAUUCUUCACAAUAAAGAUGAUCUUGUCUUGCAGUAUCACCAUUUAGAUUAUUUACUCUGUCCCUGCACCCAGUAAGCCAUGGAUCAAAAUCAUUCAACACUUGUAGUUUGGUCUAUUAUAUGCCACACAUUUGCCCAAGCUUUCAUGUAGUUGAAGACUUCAAUUUUCAACUUCAACUUUGGCAGAACGGAAACCAUUUUAACCUCAAUAUCAUUCCCAAAGUUUUGAGAACUAAUUGACAAAAACAGAAUUUAAAAAAGCAUUGCUGUUUAUACUUUACCCAUCUCUUUUUACAAAUGUCUAUAUUUCUCGUAGAUUUUGCUUUAAUAUUCAUAUUAAUUAAAAUUUUGUUUUUAAAUCUGCUUCUUUCUCACACAUUUAGUCAUGAUUUAGUUAAAUAAUGCACAGACUAAACGUUACGCAUGUAGGGUAUACUGAUACAGUUACAAUUAUUUGAAAGAUUUAAUGUGGCUAACUGCUCUCCUUCUCAAAAUGCAAUAUACAUAAAUAUAUAUUAAUGGCAUGAUAAAUAUUACUUUAAAGUUCCACAGCAGCUCAAUCUAAAGCCUCAAAUAUGAAAUGGAAUAUGCACCUUUCUGAAAUCAAACACUAUAACCUUCAUUACUAACCUUCAUGAAGUAUAAUUCAUUGCAGGACUCCUGUAUUUUACUGAUUUAGUUUUAUUGUUGUAAACUGACUCAACGUAUUUAAUAGAAAAACAUUUUUAAAACCCAAACAAAUGCUUCCAGCAGAUGGAGCCACAUACAUUUUUUCUUUGGGACCAUCACUUUACAUUCCAUUUCAUUUUGCUAAUGCUUUUAUCCAAAGUGCAUUCAACCAAGAGGGAACAGACACAGUCAUUUCACAACAAGUUUAGCAUUCAAAUUGUUUUUAAACUGUCCUGGAAUACCAACACCUCCAGCCUUGUCAAGAAAGCUCACCAGCGCCUCUUCUUUUUGAGGACUCUGAAGAAGAAACACCUGUCUUCAGCCAUCCUGGUGAAUUUCUACCACUGCGUGAUCGAGAGCAUCCUUACUGUCACCGUAACCCUAACCCUCACUAGUCCUGUCUAUGCAUGGCUGGCUGGCUGGCUGCAGAGGUCCCAGGUGAAUAUCAAAAAUGCAUUGUAACUCAUGGCUUUGCUGGGACUCAAAACAGGUACCACAGAGUCCCCUGCCUGAUCCGUAUGCCACUGAGCUAUCCCUUUGACAGCCAGAAGCAAGGGGAGAUUGGAUCAAGUGAGUGCUUUCCCUUCCUUCAGCACUAAACUAAACCCUUGAAUCCGUUUUCAGUGCACUGUUUCUGGGUCUGCACACAGACUGCUUUGCAGGGGACAGGCUGCACUCUCUGUAAUCUUUAACCCAGGAGAAUGAGUCUCAUUGGUGGGGAGGUGAGCUGCAAAGUUCCCCUUCAUUUAAGGACACAUUCUUCAUUAUUUAACCCAGAAAAUGUGUCUCAUUCCUGGGGAGGUGAGCUGCAAAGUUCCCCUUCAUUUAAGGACAUGUUAUUCAUUAUUUAACCCAGCAAAAUACUAAUCACUUUGGCAGGAAUCAAACCAGGUACCAUGCAGUCCCCUAACCGGCUCCUAUUUCACGGAGCCAUACCCUUCACCGGCACAUGGUGGGGGAAAUUGGAUGAAGUGAGUGCUUUCCCUUCUGCACUAAAACUGCACACUUGCAUCCGUUUUUAGUGCACUAUUUCUGGGACUGCACACAGACUGCUUUGCAGGGGACGGGCUGCACUCCCUGUAAUUUUUAACCCAGAAAAUGUGUCUGUUUGCUGGGGAGAUGAGCUGCAAAGUGUGGCUUCCUUGAGGGACAUUUCCUUUAUUUCUAACCCAGGCACUUGGGGCUAAUUGGUAGGAAGAUGGGUAAGAGAAAAGGGGUGUGUUCCCUGAUUACCAACACCUGUUCACAGGUCUUUAAAAGCAGAGUCCGGUCUCUUCAUUUAAGUUAGCAGAGGUGAGUACUGAAAGGUGUACUUUGCAAUUAGAAUUGAGCAAUGUGUGAUACUGGUCCAACCUGCCCGCUUUGCCUUGGUGUUUAUGCUGCUCUGCCGCAACACUUAAGGAGAGCUCACGGGGUGCAGAACGUGGAGGAGAGGGGGCUGUUGUUGUCGCUAGCCAGUGGCAGAACAAACAUAUGUGCCAUUUUUGAAGUCUAGAAUGUUUUUUUUCAUUUUAGUCUGAAAUGUUCAAAAAUCAGUAAAAUAAGUCAAUUGUUUAUGGAGCAUUUGCAGUUUGAAGGUUCAGACAUUUGGUCUAAUCUUUUUUGUAACAAUCUAAUAAGAGAUGAUUGAUAGCAUGGGUUAUGUUCUAAUAUCUUUGAAAAUGAUGAGAUGGAGGGACGACAAAUUCCAGCUUCAGUCUCAAAUCCUCUUUCAGCAGAAGGAGGAAUGUUUCCAUCUUUUCCUCUGAGUCCCCGACAGAUGUCAUGUGGUUGGAGACUAAAAGAGGAAGUGAAACCCGAAACACUUCCUUUUCUCCUCCCUCACUUUAUUAAUAAAUGAACACGACAAUGCUGUGGGUGGUUUUGUACUCUUCACACAUUCUCCUCAGAGGCUGUUCAUUAGCUGGACUCUCUUCAGCCUGAUCACUGGGAUUUGCAUGUUUGCUUCUCCUGGAGACAUGGAGGCUGUGGUUGGACUGUUUGUGAUGCUUCUGGGAGUCUCUCACGGUGUGGAAACCCACUGUGAUGGACGACAGAACAGAGCUCAGUGUUUUGGAGCUUUGGGAGGAACUCUGGUCCUCCAGCUGAUGAACAAUGCCUCAAAAACACAUAAAUAUCAAUGGUCGAAGAAUGAAACAAUAAUACUGAGUGGGAAAAAUGAUAGCAUUGUGUUUAAUAGAAUAGAAAACAGAUCAUUAUUUACUCCCAGUAAUGGAACACUUAGGAUCAAUAACCUGAGCAGGACUGAUGGUGGUGAAUAUGAACUUAAAACCUUUAGUUCAGAUGGAAAGUUAUCAGGUCCCAGGGUUCAACAGUUGACCAUUCAAGCUCCUGUGUCCUCUGUCCUGUCGGUCCAUGAGUGUCUGUCCCAUGGAGAGCAGAAGGUGUCCUGCUCGUCUGAGGGAGCAGACAGUCCUCGGUACAGCUGGACUCUGGAUGGACACAAUCUGACAGACUCUGAGCUCCUCAGUGGAAACACUGAGAGGAACAUCAUCACUCUGAAACAACACGUCUCAGGACGACUGGUCUGCUCGGUCAGGAAUGACGUCAGUAGUUACUCAAAAGAAGAGACGGUUUCUACCUGUGGCUUCAUCUUCAUUAACUGCACCUCAGCCAAUGGGACGCGCAUAUCACAGUGGGUGUUUGCAGCCAAUAAUACUCUGUGUAUUGAAACAACAGCUUCCCCCACAAACACAGCAUUGCCACGUGAUGGUGAGGUGUCUGGCAUCACAGUAUCUACUAACGGUAAUUUCACAUCCACCGAUAAACCUGAACCCUCCUCCAGUGGUGAUUCAUGGGGCAAUAUUAAGGGAAUAUUGACAACAGCAGCUUAUGUACUGGCUGCACUCGUACUUCUGUUAGUGGUCGGGGUCUCUGUCGUCUGUGCUCACAAGAAAAAGCAAAAAAACAAACUUCAAGAAGAAGACAACCAGGAACUAACCUAUUCUGAGGUCAGGAUUGGGCCACGGCCGGGGAGGCAGAUGAAGCAGAGAGCAGAGGAGGAGGUGGAGUACGGGGAAGUGAAGUUUUCUCAGCGACCCCGACACAAUGUUGAACCAGCUGCAGACGAGUGCGUGUACGCCAAGGUGCGUAGAGAAAGGUGAUCCGCAGGGUUUAGAGACUGAACAGAUGAAGACACCUGAAGCUUCAAUUCUUUUCACUUGGUAUAAUUACUUACUUCUUCUUUCUAAUUCAGGAGCAUAUUUACCUUCAGGCUAUAAACUUGAAAUUAUGUAAAUAAGAAUUUUUAAUACAAUGUUGUUAAAAUGUGGAUCGCUGUUUUUGCUCACCAGAUUUUAAAGUGAUUUAAUGUUAGAAUACACUUGCACUGAAAUGUAUUCAUUAAACAGAUGUAGAAUGAUUAGUUAACAGUAUAAACAUGUAUUCUCAUGCAUACUGUAUUUAGUGAGGAUUCAUUUAACGAUUUUUUUUUGUGUAAAGUCAAAUUCGACCAUGCUAUCUUCCUUCAACUUAUUCACAACGUUUAGUUUGUAGAGAAAUGUCUAUGAGUAAGUUUGCAGUAUCUGCAUAUUUCAUGUUUCUAUGGUUUCAACACUUCUGCUUAAUUCAAGUUUAAAAAAUGUGGCUUAAGUCAGUUGCAGAGGGAUUAUAGAGACAAUCGUAUCACAGUUAGUUCAGUAAAGUAAAUGCAGUUUUAGUUUAAUCAUGCUGCUUACAAUAACAGGAAAGUUAGUAAUUUGUCCAUUUUAGUAGCUGCUGGCAUAAAGCAUGCAGUUAAAUGACAUCGUUUCCCAGUAUUGGCAGCAACCACAUUGCAUGCAGCUCCUCAUACUUUUCAUCCUUUACUGAGAUGGAGAGAUCUAGUGCCAGAAACAUUUUGACUUGUCAAACUGAGCAUUCAUUUUGUUUAUCUUUAACACCAUCAUGCUUCUAUAUUUAGUUCUUCAUGUUUCAUCUGCCUUUGUGGCUUCCAGUGUAUUUGCACGUUGCUGCUUUUUUCUUUUUAAUCUUACAUCAAUCAGUCCCUUGAAACUUUGAAGAAAGUUAAUGUCUUAUGAAGCCAUUUCUGUGCUUUGGGCAGGUGAAGAAAGGAUGGACAGUAAAAGGUCACAUUCAACAUGGGAACUCGUCAGAGCUUUAGAUUCUAAAGCAUCAUUAAUCAAAGCGAGAGGUUAAGUUACCUGAUGUGUUUGGUUGGAUAGCUUAAGGCUAAAAGUUGAUGACCAUGCACUUCCAAGUGAGAUUAUUCACAAAGUCAUAAAAUUGGUGUUUAUGGCUCCUGGUAGUUAGUGUCAUUACACAACCACCCGAGAUCAUUUUUUUUAGUUGAACCCUCUCAUUGAAACACAGUUGAGCUUCUGACCCACAAACUCUAGUGAGCUAAUCAUUGACCACGCAGGAGGAGGGUUAUGAAACCGCUUCAAGAAAAAUGAUUUUGCUACUUUGCUCACAGCAAUGACUGUGGGGACCAUCGUGUCCAGUAUUGUCACAGCAGUUGGCCUUUUAGUUUGUGCACACCAUGGAAAUACAAAGAGACUCAACUGUUGCACCAGAGACCUUUAUUGGUUUGGUUGGACUACAAUUAAACAUUUAUUUUCUUUCUCAUAAAAACCAGGUGAUUUAGUGAUUGUUAUGACACAGCCUGUGCACUGAGCAUAAUUUUCUAUUUUAUGUGCAGCCCAACCAACACGAACAUGAAAACAGGGGAAUUCUCCCACUGAACACAACGAUUGACAAAUGCAUGAUGAGUUGCACAAAAUUAGUGGUAUGGCGGUUUAUUUCUAAAAGAACGUUUUUGCAAUCCUCAGCCUAAUAUGUCAGUACAUAGUUUACAUUUCUACAUCUUCCUCUUUUCUCCCUCUUCUUUAAAGUGCCUUACGUAUAAAAGCAAUGUGAGCGUGAGAUAAUUUCCAUAAUGUAGCACACUUUAAUAUUUGAUAUUACAUAUAAAAAGACCAGACACGUAGGGACUUCUGCAUUAAGCGGUAUAAUGUCGGUGGACAAUGAUUCAUGUAGCAGCUGCUUUCUUUCAGGAUGUGGCUUCACACUGCUGCGAUUCCACGGUCAUUUGUGAACACGCUCACUCUCAGUUCCUUUCUGUUAUAAGGUAUACAACAUUGAAAAAGAUUUAACCAAAUGUUUUAAUGUCAUAUUAUAAAAAUUACGUGUUUUUAUAGCUCGGUUUAUCAUGUUGCUUUUUUUAAUAACACAUCAUUUUGCUUUUAUU